CCUAUCCCUCAAGGGGUAAACAUUGCUGAAUGCAGCUGGUAUUUAAUUGAAAGAGUCCAUUUGGAAUGAUAUGGACAAGUCAAAGGAGGAAGCAGAGGCAAAUGAUGUAGGUGCGAAUGUUCUAUCUAGAACGAGGGAGUGUGAUUCUGGUGAACCAUCAAUGAGAAAGUGUACAUCUACCAGUCAUGAGUUGCCAGAGGGAUCAACUUCUGCCAGUUCAGGGAUGUUGGAGACUGAUGGUAUGAACAGAAAUGUAACGUCCAUGAAGGGGCCUCAGCUCCACGGUACAAGCUCUUCCUCAAGGCUCACAAUUGAAAAGUUGUGUAAUUACAAAAUUUCUGAGCCAGCUUCUCUUAGAUGCUCCAAUAAUCAAGAAACCAAUCAGAAACCACAAAUUCAGUGGCAACGUUUCUAUCAAUUGGGGUCUGGCUCUAGAAGUGUGAAGAGGGAUGGAGAUCCUUCAUCCACGGACAAGGCUGUUCAGCAAUUAAGUUCCAAAGAGUUGCCAGGAAUAAAUUUACUCGCGCUGAAAAUGCUGAAACAAGCAUCCGACAAAGAUAUCAAAGAAGGCUCUAAUGCAGUGUCUUCCCAAUCAACAGAAGACCAUAACCUAAUUAUUCCAAGCAAUAGAUUCCUUCCGGGAAGUAGUCAAUCAAAACUUUUAUCCACUUCUAGCUUUUCUCAUUUUUUUGCUAACCGAUCUCUUAAAGGCAAAGAUGUUUUACCAAAAGGACCUGCACUUCAUAAAGAAGUUCAUACUGCCUCUACUCUGCAGAAUAAGAAUGAGUUCGAGCAAGCUUUCACAGGAAUGGUAUCAUCUGAUGCAUUGUUUAAGCAAGGUGCUAAUUCUAAUCAAGCAUCUUUUAGUCGUAGCGAUCACCAAAGACCCACUUCAACUUACAAUGGAGUUACCUUAAGAGAGUGGUUAAACUCGACAGGAUCACAGAUUAACAAAGCUGAGAGGAUUCACAUAUUCCAGCAGAUAGUGAAGUUAAUUGAUAUUGCCCACUCUGAAGGAAAUGCAUUCCAGGAUAUACGGCCUUCCUGUUUUAUUUUACUGUCACCUAAUGGUGUUAAGUAUAUUGGUCCAUCUGUCCAGAUAGACUCCAUGUAUGCCGUGAGCCGGAAUACUAAUGGGAAAAGGCUAUCCCACUUGGAAAUGCAUGCUAAUAGUAACUUGGGUUCAAAGCUGCAGAAGGUCAAUGUGGAUGUGGACUUUAUGAGACAGCAGCUUGAAACCAAUGCUCGUUCUUCUCGUGAUGAAGGCACAUCAUUUCAGGCAGGGUGUCUACUGGAGUCUGACAUUAAUCAAUUAGAGAAGAAGUGGUACACUUGUCCUGAAGAACUCAAUCACGAAAGCCUAGCAUCAUCUAAUAUCUACAGUCUCGGGGUUCUUUUCUUUGAGUUGCUCUGCUGUUUUGAAUCACCUGCGGCACAUUCCACAGCCAUGUUGAAUUUGCAAAGUCGCAUUCUCCCUCCAAAUUUCCUUUGUCAAAAUCCCAAGGAAGUUGGCUUUUGCUUUUUGCUGCUUCAUCCUGUGCCUUCUUCUCGUCCAACAACAAGGGAAAUCUUACAGUCUGAAUUAAUUAUUGGAGCUGAAGAAGUAUGUAAAAUAGAUGGUGUCCCAUCAUUUAUUGAGAAGGGUGAUGACCCUGAUUCAGACGUCUUGCUCUAUUUCCUAGAUUCAUUGCAGGAGGAAAAAAAGAAUAAUACCUCCGAGUUAUUACAAAGAAUAGAGUGCCUAGAGGCUGAUAUCAAGGAUGUUGAGAAAAGGGAGGUCCUUAGAAAUUCAGAUUGGGUGGAAACUGACUUCAAUAAUAUGCGGCAAGGAUCCUACUUAAAGCAUCUCAAUUCGACUGACUCUAUUUCUAGAUCGUUUUCUAUUCCAAAUAUGAGCAAUGAAAAGCUGAUAAAGAAUAUUUCUCAGCUUGAAAGUGCAUACUUCUGCAUGAGGUCCCAAAUCCAACUUGCCGAAAAUGAUACAAUAGGUCGAACAGACACGGAUUUGUUGACGAGUCGUGACAGAUUGUUCCAGGUUUCAACAAAAGAGGCAGAGCCAAUUCUAAAAUCUGUUGAUCGUGUUGGAGCCUUCUUUGAAGGUAUUUGUAAAUAUGCUCGCUACUGCAAGUUUGAGGAAUAUGGGACAUUAAGAAAUGGUGAUCUUCUCAACUCUACAAAUGUGAUCUGCUCCCUCUGUUUUGAUUAUGAAGAGGACUUUAUAGCUGCAGCUGGUGUCUCAAAGAAAAUCAAAAUCUUUGAAUUUGCUUCACUUUUGAAUGAAUCGACGGAUCUUCAAUAUCCUGUGGCUGAGAUGUCAAACAGAUCUAAGCUUAGCUGUGUUUCGUGGAAUAAAUAUAUGAGGAACUAUCUGGCUUCAACUGACUAUGAUGGCGUAGUCAAGAUGUGGGAUGCAAGCACAGGUCAAGAAUUUUCACAACAUACAGAGCACCAGAAGAGGGCUUGGUCUGUUGAUUUUUCUCAAGUGGAACCAACAAAGUUUGCCACUGGAAGUGAUGAUUGUUCUGUAAAAGUGUGGAAUAUUAAUGAGAGGAGUUCUGUGGAUACGAUCUGGAAUCCUGCCAACAUAUGCUGUGUGCAGUUUUCUGCUUACUCCUCUCAUCUGUUGGCUUUCGGAUCUGCUGAUUACAAAAUUUACUGCUAUGAUCUUCGCCAUACUAGGAUUCCAUGGUGCACAUUAUCUGGACAUGAGAAGGCUGUUAGCUAUGUAAAAUUCUUAGAUUAUGGUACCCUGGUUUCUGCAUCCACAGAUAACACGCUAAAGCUAUGGGACCUAAAGAGAACAAGUUUGGAAGGAUUGUCCUCAAAUGCUUGCAGCUUGACAUUCAAGGGACACACCAAUGAAAAGAACUUUGUGGGGUUGUCAGUUUUGGAUGGGUACAUUGCAUGUGGUUCUGAAUCUAAUGAGGUAUAUGCUUAUCAUAGAUCUCUACCAAUGCAAAUAGCCUCUUACAAAUUUGGAUCUGUUGAUCCUAGCUCUGGCAAUGAUGGUGAGAGUAAUGGGCAAUUUGUUUCAAGUGUUUGCUGGAGAAGGAAAUCUAAUAUGGUUGUUGCAGCAAACUCAACUGGAUGUAUAAAGCUGUUACGUUUGGUAUGAAUUAAAGCUCAUCAUCCUUAUCUUCUGAAUCUGUACCAUGCUGGCAGACUUGUUUUGUACACCUAGCUUCAGCUGGAAUAGAGAAAAAUUAAGGAUUGAUAAAUCUAGGUGUCGAACAUUGAAGCUGAAUUUGUAGUCAUGGCUAAAUGGAAUGGACUUCAGAAUAGGAGACAGCACUAAUGUAGUCCUCGCCUGUCUCGUGAGUUCUUCAGGAUAAAU
Solanum verrucosum is the source of this 3334-nucleotide messenger RNA. RefSeq names its product protein SUPPRESSOR OF PHYA-105 1-like. Bases 71 to 3115 code for a protein of 1014 amino acids. Lineage: Eukaryota; Viridiplantae; Streptophyta; Magnoliopsida; Solanales; Solanaceae. Gene Ontology annotation, biological process: photomorphogenesis; protein phosphorylation. The record is from RefSeq and is a predicted model, not a curated record. The transcript is spliced from 8 exons. Gene Ontology annotation, molecular function: protein kinase activity; ATP binding; protein binding.